UUAAGUGUGAAUGAUUUUUACAAGCGGAAAAUUGUAGACUAAGCAGAUCGCCGGACGCAUCAUCCCCGCCAUUGCGACGACCACUGCUGCCAUCGCUGGUCUGGCAGUACUUGAAUUUUACAAGAUCGUAGCUGCUGCUGGGAAAAUAAAGUUGUCAAAUCUAAAGAACGGUUUCGUGAAUUUAGCGUUACCAUACUUUGGGUUCGCCGAGCCCGUGGCAGCCCCCAAACGAAAGUACUAUGACAAAGAGUGGACGCUGUGGGACUGCUUUAAUGUAACCGGCGAUAUGACGUUGCAGCAAUUUCUAGACUACAUGAAGACCGAACAUCGCUUGGAGGUGACGAUGCUCUCACAAGGGGUCAGUAUGCUGUAUUCGUUUUUCAUGCCGCUCGCCAAACGCCAGCAGAGAAUGACGAUGACUAUCUCGCAGUUGGUCGAAUCAAUCACCGGCCAUAAGAUCCCGAGCUUUGUCCAGGCGUUGGUGCUGGAGCCGAUGUGCUCUGACGACCAGGGCGAAGACGUCGAAGUUCCUUACAUCAGGUACCAGCUGCCGAAACCUAUGUUACGGUGAGA
Molecule: messenger RNA, 573 nt
Organism: Soboliphyme baturini
Lineage: Eukaryota; Metazoa; Nematoda; Enoplea; Dioctophymatida; Soboliphymatidae
Source: the annotation of a GenBank genome assembly